GUUUGCUCCGGCGAUCCAGUGGGUUUUGGUCCGCGAGCUUAAUAGCUAACUUGUGCAUUCCGGACUUGACGGUCGCGUUGUACACUAGUCGCGUAUGUAGUAAAACUCCUCGCAGUGGACGUCGUGUUUUGCCCAUCACCAUUAUCAUAACAGCCCACUUUUAUUACUGCUAUUAUUACGUCGUAACAAUAACAAUUAAAUUGUCUCUUUAUACCGCAAUUAAAUUAGCAAUAUGAUGUUGUUUUUGUGUGACUCCAGUGAAUAAACAAAAAAAAAACGACUUGUGCUUGUGACAGUUUUUAGAUUUUUUAUUAUUUGUUGUGAAGUUUUUCCUGUAUUAAUCGGACAUCCCUCGCUUCGAGGGAUAUUUAAAUAGCUUGCCAAAAUUAACGCCACAAUUAUGAACUCUUAUUUCGAACAGAGUGGCUUCUACGGGAGUCACCAUCACCAAAGCACUGGCUCGGUGGCCGGUCACCAUGACCAAAGUGCAGCGGCGGCGGCCGCCUACAGAUCUUUCCCUCUAAGUCUCGGUAUGUCACCGUACGCAUCCAGCCAGCACCACCACCAUCAUUCCUUACACCAGGCAAGACCUCCACAAGACUCCCCUUACGACGCUUCGGUGGCGGCCGCCUGCAAGUUGUACUCCUCGUCGUCGGACAGCCAACAAAACUCCAUAAACUACAGUUCAUCAAACACGAAACCGGACUGUUCAAAAGGCAAUGCGGAUCAGAACGGAUACGCCUCCGUGGUGGCGGCAGCGGCCGUGAAAGACGUUUGGCAAAGUGCAACAUCCGGAGGUGGUGCAAACUUAUCCAACAGUUUAUCGGGGCCGGUGAGACCAUCGGCCUGCACCCCCGACUCGCGGGUCGGUUACGGAUCAUCAGUGGGACUCGUCGGCGGUGACCCGUCCUCCAGCCCCGGAGCGGCGUCGGGCGGAAGAACCAACUCGUUAUCCUCGUGGAACAACCCGUGUUCUUUAAACUCAUCAUCGUCACAGCCAGUAGGAACCCAAAUCCACCAGCAAACCAACCACACAUUCUACCCCUGGAUGGCAAUAGCAGAUUUGAGAGGUGCGAAUGGCCUCAGAAGGCGGGGCCGCCAGACGUACACCAGGUACCAGACGCUUGAGCUGGAGAAGGAGUUCCACACGAACCAUUACCUGACCCGGCGGCGACGAAUCGAGAUGGCGCACGCGCUGUGCCUGACGGAACGACAGAUCAAGAUCUGGUUCCAGAACCGCCGGAUGAAGCUCAAAAAAGAGAUACAGGCGAUUAAAGAGCUGAACGAGCAAGAGAAACAGGCGCAGGCCCAGAAGGCCGCAGCGGCGGCAGCGGCCGCCGCCGUCGGCUCAGUGGAACAAAAUUAAAGGAUAAAUUGGAUAUUUUUGGAGGAGCGACAAAAUCUUUUUUAUUAAAGGUGAGUCCCUUCACCGCCUUUAAUGAGAUUUCUGUAAAUUUCAUCCAAUUUCGACACAAAAUCUUCCAAAAAUAUUCAAAUCCGCACACGCCACGCGACACUUUGGGCCACAAGAAAAAACCACAACUGAAGCCUGUCACUCAUCUGGCGAGACCAAAACGGAGACCAAAAUUUAUUUAUUUUACAUGAAAUGUCAUUGGGCAACGGUUCUCUAUUAUGACAUUAAAAAAUUCAAACAGUAAGUACAAUUCACUCGCUAAAUUAUUAAGUCUUACGAGAAAUUUUCAAAGAAUUUUUUAAUGUUCUUAGAGUGUUGCUCUGUAAAUAUACGUAACUAAAGGUCCUCUGGUUUCUUUGGAUGAAACAUGCCAGAUAUGCGAGAAUGAUAUUUGCAUAUUACCUCUUGCCAUUUAUAAAUUAAAUUAUUAAUUGAUAUUAUUAUUUUCUUGUGGCCUGAUAGGGACAAUUUAUUUAUAUUUAUGAUGUUUUAUUGUAAAUUCUUGUGAGAAAUUGUAUGAAGUUUGCGGAAUAAUUGUACUUAGACUGUACUUUAGAAUAUAUCGUUAUUUUUUGUGUUGUUAUAUUAUAAAUAUUGCGUUCUGGAUGCAAGUAUUGUACCUAUAUAAAUAAAUAAUAUAAGUCUGUAUAAAGUGUCUGUGUUAAAUAUUUCUUUGUAAAGUUUGUUUUGUUAUUUUUUUAUAUUCGAAUUAAUUUUAAUAUUAUGUAU
Aethina tumida (small hive beetle) is the source of this 2143-nucleotide messenger RNA. It is a transcript of the gene Ubx, whose product is annotated as homeotic protein ultrabithorax. The record is from RefSeq and is a predicted model, not a curated record. Gene Ontology annotation, cellular component: nucleus. Gene Ontology annotation, biological process: anterior/posterior pattern specification; negative regulation of transcription by RNA polymerase II. NCBI's taxonomy places the organism in Eukaryota, Metazoa, Arthropoda, Insecta, Coleoptera, Nitidulidae. The transcript is spliced from 3 exons. Bases 401 to 1366 code for a protein of 321 amino acids. Gene Ontology annotation, molecular function: RNA polymerase II cis-regulatory region sequence-specific DNA binding; DNA-binding transcription factor activity, RNA polymerase II-specific.